Molecule: messenger RNA, 799 nt
Organism: Nycticebus coucang (slow loris)
Lineage: Eukaryota; Metazoa; Chordata; Mammalia; Primates; Lorisidae
Gene: EDF1
Product: endothelial differentiation related factor 1
Exons: 5
Coding region: 98-631 (177 amino acids)
Cellular component (GO): nucleus
Molecular function (GO): DNA binding
Source: RefSeq, a predicted model, not a curated record
AGCGGUUAGGCAACGAGGGGACGUAGCGUCACCGCGCCGGGUCUUGAGCAGCUGCCGCGGAGCCGCCGGACGGACCGCCGCCCCCGCCCGCCGCGCCAUGGCCGAGAGUGACUGGGACACCGUGACGGUGCUGCGUAAGAAGGGCCCCACAGCCGCCCAGGCCAAGUCCAAGCAGGCCAUCUUAGCAGCUCAGAGACGAGGAGAAGAUGUGGAGACUUCCAAGAAAUGGGCUGCUGGCCAGAACAAACAGCAUUCAAUCACCAAGAACACAGCCAAGCUGGACCGAGAGACAGAGGAGCUGCACCAUGACAGGGUGACUCUGGAAGUAGGCAAAGUGAUCCAGCAGGGCCGGCAGAGCAAGGGGCUCACGCAGAAGGACCUGGCCACGAAAAUCAAUGAAAAGCCGCAAGUGAUCGCAGACUAUGAGAGUGGACGGGCUAUCCCUAAUAACCAGGUUCUGGGAAAAAUCGAGAGAGCCAUUGCUGGAUAUGGACACCCUGGCGCUGCCCUGUCCCUUGAUGUUGCAGAGGGGGAAUGGCUGUGGUCAGUGGACCGAUGGCUCAUUUCAGGCCUCAAGCUCCGGGGGAAGGACAUUGGAAAGCCUAUCGAGAAGGGGCCCAGGGCAAAAUGAACACAAAGCCUCGAAAUCAGUGCGUUCCGGCUGAUCUUGUCUGGCUGGUUCCCCUCGACCACCAGUACCUACGUGGGCCUCCUCGUGCGGCUGAGCGGAACACGGGGUCAGGCUUGCCGAGCCCCUCCCCAACCCACACCUGCUGUCAAACAAACAAAACCUUGCAAA